UCGAUGACGUCACGCCAUGGCCGCCCCGCUCUGCCGCCGCCAGUAGGGGCCUGUCGCGCGCGCAGCCGCUUCCCGGAACCGCUUUUCCCGCUCCCCCCUCCCCGCCCGGCCAGAAAAUAGCAGGCCCACAUGGAUGUUUCUGAAAGUCCAGAGCAAAACCCCCGUUCUCCCAAUGAGAAGGAGGAGGAGGAGGAGGAGGAAGACCAGCAGCUAUCCGACAACGAAAUCCUGAAAGAGAGUGGCUCAGACGCGGAACAGGAUGGAGAGGAAGGGCAGGAGGCCCUUUUGGGAGAAGAGGAAGAAGAUGCGGCCAGAGAGCUGAGCCAGGAAGAAGACGAGGAGGAAAACCACUCUGAGGAAGAGGACCGCUUAAGUGAAGCCAAGUCUCCAGAAUCCGACAAUAACGAACGAGCCAGGGGGCUGAAGGGCUCUUUGAGCAUCAAGGAGGGGGAAGAGAGGGCAAACGACCUUGGGGACGAAGCCUCCUCCGUGACUCGGGAGCUGGACGAGCAUGAAUUGGACUACGACGAGGAGGUUCCAGAAGAGCCGAGCACCGUUGCUGCCGACGACGAGGCUGACAAGGCUGGGGGAGAGGAGGAAGAAGAGGAGGAGGAGAAGGGAGAUGAAGCCCCCGAGGAAGAGAAGAAAUCUGGCACCAAGAGUGACGAUGAAAAGGAUGGACAGGAGCCCCUCAAGGAGAAGAAGAAAGAGGAAGAUGACGGAGAAAUUGAUGAUGGCGAGAUUGACGAUGAUGAUCUCGAGGAAGGAGAGGUGAAAGACCCCAGUGACAGGAAAGUAAGGCCACGUUCCACCUGCCGGUUCUUCGUGAAAGGUCACUGUACUUGGGGCAUGAACUGCAGAUUUAUUCAUCCUGGCGUGAAUGACAAAGGGAACUACUCCUUGAUCUCUAAGCCAGACUCUUUCUCACCUAACGGCGCCCCACCUAUCGGCCCCGGCCCUCACCCACUGAUGCCAGCCAAUCCUUGGGGAGGGCCUGCUGUUGAUGAAAUAUUGCCGCCGCCACCGCCAGACCCUCCUACGGAAAGUGCCUGGGAAAGGGGACUUCGCCAUGCUAAAGAGGUUUUGAAAAAGGCCACAAUGAGGAAAGAGCAGGAGCCAGACUUUGAGGAGAAACGGCUUACCGUUACCAUCGGGGAGGACGAGCGCGAGUUCGACAAAGAGAAUGAAUUUUUCCGAGACUGGAAUUACCGGAUCACACGAGAUGUCCGGGACUCGACUGAGGCGGACAUCAAAGAGAAUGCUAACUAUGGACUUGAUCCUUAUUCGGAUCCCUAUUACGACUGUGAAAUAGAACGUUUUUGGCGAGGUGGGCAGUACGAGAACUUCCGGGUGCAGUACACGGAUCCAGAUCCAUACCGGAACUACAGGCUGAGUAAGGAAAGAGAAAGAGAGCGGGAGCGGGAGAACAGGCAGCGCGAGCGAGAACGCGAGCGAGAGAGGGAGCGGGAACGGGAACGCCGGCAGCGGGAGCGCGAGCGCGAAAGGGAACGAGAGCGCGAUAAGGAACGCCAGCGAAGGAAAGAGGAAUGGGAGAGAGAGAGGGAACGCAUCAAGAGGGACGAGAAGGACCGGCAGCACCGGGACCGCGACCGAGAAAGGGACCGAGAGAAGGAGAAAGAGAAACCAAAACCGCGAUCGCCACAGCCAGCAAGCCGCCAGCCCGAGCCACCAAAGAAGGAGAAGGAGACGACCACAACUACCCCUUCUCAGUCCAAGAGAGCAGAUGAGUGGAAGGACCCUUGGCGCCGAUCCAAAUCUCCCAAGAAGAAGCAUGGGAUGUCUGCUUCGCCCAGCCGCGCACGCCGGCGCAGGAAAACCUCUGCUUCAUCAGCAUCCGGCUCUGGUUCUUCAAGGUCCUCCUCACGCUCCUCCUCUUAUUCUGGCUCCGGUUCUUCACGGUCCCGAUCCAGGUCGUCCUCUUACAGCUCCUACUCCAGUCGUUCUUCCAGGCACAGCUCCUUCUCAGGCAGUCGAUCCAGGUCGCGAUCCUUCUCCUCUUCCCCCUCCCCCUCUCCGACGCCAUCUCCGCAUAAGCCUCCUGCCAAAGCGAAAGGGGAGCCUGCGCCACCGCCUGGAAAGAGUGACAAACCUGUGAAAAAAGUAGCAGCCCCUCCAGCGCCCCCACCUGUUGUUAAAACUGCACCAGCUGCACCUGAACCAACCAAGGCAGGAGGGGAUGCCCGGGAAGCAAGACGGAAGGAACGUCAGACAAGGACACCCCCCAGGAGGCGAGCUGUCAGCUUGAGUGGCAGUGGCAGCAGCUACAGUGGCUCCAGCUCCCGCUCGAGGUCUUUGUCUCGAUCUCUCUCCCGAUCCCAUUCCCGGUCCUCUUCAGCCUCUGUUUCCGCAUCCCCAUCUGGCUCCAGAAAAUCCAGGUCCCUAAGUGUGAGUAGUGUCUCGUCUGUCUCUAGUGCCUCUUCCAGCAGCAGCUCAGUGCGAAGCGCUGACUCGGAAGACAUGUACGCAGACCUGACCAGCCCAGUGUCUUCAGCCAGUUCCCGAUCCCCAACCCCAGCGCAGCAGAAGAAAGAAAGAGCAGGCAAGUCCAAAAAAGAAGGCAGCAGCGUCAAGGAGGAGAAGCGGAAACGGGAAGCGCCUGCGCAGCCGCCCAAGCCAGCAAAGCCCGUGCAAGGGAGCAAAUCCCAGCAGCCGCCCCAACCUCAACAGCCCCCGCCGCCUCAGCUGCAGCCAGCGGGCUUCAGUGCCCACAAAGAAAUCAAGCUCACCCUCCUGAACAAGGCAGCUGACAAAGGAAGCGGCAGGAAGAGAUACGAGCCCUCUGACAAAGACAGGCAGGCCUCUCCCCCAGCCAAGCGGAUCAACCUGUCUCCAGACAGAGGUCCUCGCGAUAGGAAAUCCGGGGGAAGGCUCUCCUCACCUAAACAGGACCGUCAGCGGGGCCCAAAUCCCAAGCCCUCCCCCGCUCAGGCUGACAAGAAGCGUCCGCCAUCUCCCCAGUCCAAGAGCUCCAGCAAAGUCACAAGCAUCCCGGGCAAGGGGGCUGAGGCUGCCCCCCCAGCUGCUACUGCAAAAUCGGGCAAGUCCAGCACAUUAUCCCGGCGGGAGGAACUUCUGAAGCAGCUGAAGGCCGUGGAAGAUGCCAUUGCCCGCAAGCGGGCCAAGAUCCCCGGGAAAGCAUAGGCUGCUGCAGCCUACCCUGGAUUAGAGACUGCUCUCUGUUUUUAUAAAUAGUGUACAAGCAGCCACUUCGGAUUCUGCAGUUCUGUUUUGUUUUUUUGUUUUUUUGGCUGUGAUCCUUUUUAAAAAUUGAAAAGUGGGGGAAAAAAGAAGUUUGUCAGCUACAAAUCCCACCACCUUCUGGAUCUGAGGCGGCUCCCUCAGUCUUCCUUCCCACCCAGGCAUUGCGGGCACCUUGGCAGAGGCAGCCAGCCCCCUUGAUGUUUUCCAUGGGCGUCCAGCACAGCAGACUCCAAACAGCAGCCCUGCCGGGUGCCCCUCUCCCGCCCUGCCUUGCCUUCCUCUCCGCUAGCUCUGAGCCGUAUUCCUUAGUUAGCUCUGGUGUGUGUGGGGUGUCUUCAGCAAUGCAGUUCUACAUAACUGUGUAAGGAGAGAGCCUAAAGCCACCGUCGCCUGCUGGAAGCGUGCCCCCUCCCCAAGUUGUCUCUCUGCCUACCCCCUCCACCUCGUCCCUACCAGGAACUAAAUCAAUUACGUAGAGAUCCUGCAAUGGAAGUCUGGUUGGAAGGUCCCAUGUGUCUUUUAUUUUAAGCAAAAGAUUGUUUUAGUUGAUUUAAAAGAAAAGGCAAAGGUAUUGUUGGGAUGUGUGUCUAAUAAGGAGGGCCAUUUUUUUGAGGGGUUACACUGAAAAUAAAGUAUUUUGAUAAACA
Eublepharis macularius is the source of this 3869-nucleotide messenger RNA. It is a transcript of the gene ZC3H18, whose product is annotated as zinc finger CCCH-type containing 18. NCBI's taxonomy places the organism in Eukaryota, Metazoa, Chordata, Lepidosauria, Squamata, Eublepharidae. The record is from RefSeq and is a predicted model, not a curated record. The coding region runs from base 130 to 3162 and encodes 1010 amino acids. The transcript is spliced from 19 exons. Gene Ontology annotation, molecular function: metal ion binding.